AUGGCAGCACCCAAAUUAGUUGCAGGAGAGAGGCUAGUGCACUUCUUUGACCUCGACGGCACCUCCAAGGGGGAAACACGAUCAUGGUCACCCAACACCCUCCCUAUUCGUGCCGUGCUGAACUACAAAAAUGCUCCCUAUACGCAAACAUAUGUCGCUUUCCCGGACAUCGAGCCUCUGCUCAAGUCUCUGUCCGUCCCUCCACUUGUCGGUGGUCGGAUACCUUACACUCUACCAGCAAUUCUGCAUAAACCAUCCAUUGAGACCGAGGGUGCGACGCUCAACGACAGCUUUGCCCUGGCAGUGCAUCUCGAGACCAUCUUCCCGCCGGAUGCAGGAUACAAGUCUAUCUUUCCCCACGGACAGGCCAGCUAUGCCCUGGCUGUUGCCGUGCUGAAAGUGUUCCGCAGCAUUUUUGUACCGGCCGUAGGGUUUUGUCUUCCGGCUGUGCCCAGGUACCUGGAUGAACGAAGCCGCGAGUACUUCUACCGUACGCGGAAGGAGAUGCUCGGCAUGACUAUUGAAGAAUUUGAAGCCAAAGGUGAAGCGCUGGAAGAAGCCUGGAAAAGUCUAGAGACCGAGAUUGGGGUCUUGGUGAAGAUGUUAAAGGGGCGUCCUGGCCCAAAGAGGAACCGUGGUCCGUUCUUUGAGGGAGAGCACCCUGGAUAUGCUGACAUGGUGCUGUUGGGCUUCAUGGGUUGGUUUGCGAAGAACUCAAAGAAUGAUUGGGAGAGGCUGGUGCAGAUGGGUGACGGGGAGUUGAGAAAGGUCUGGGAUGCAGGGCACCAGUGGCUCGAGGCAGAAGGACAAGACGUGGAGUAUGAGAUUCCAAAAUAA
Molecule: messenger RNA, 837 nt
Organism: Microsporum canis CBS 113480
Lineage: Eukaryota; Fungi; Ascomycota; Eurotiomycetes; Onygenales; Arthrodermataceae
Exons: 1
Coding region: 1-837 (278 amino acids)
Source: RefSeq, a predicted model, not a curated record